AUGGUUGCUACUGAAAAUAAGAAGGCUCUCGUCUAUUCUAUUCUCGAAUUCCUGCAAAAGUCUUGUGAAGACGGUACCAUCAAUAAGGACGAUACUGAGGGUAUCGAAGUCGCAAUGCAAUGUAUUGGCGAAGCAUUCGGCGUGGAUGCUGCUGAUGAAGCACAAAAGGAGCUUUACUCCACCAAGCCUGCUAAUUUGCUUUCUAUCUUUGAUGUUUAUCUCAACACCAAGAAGUCUACCAAGCCACCUGCCGCUGCUUCUGCUUCCAAGGUUGAGAGUAAGCUUUGUAUGAGUGUGGUGACUAUUUGUAUAGCUGCUACCAGUGAGGAGAACAAGAAGGCUGCUGAGGAAAAGAAGGCAAUGGGUAACCGUAAGGUUGCUGAACGCAACUAUCCCGAAGCCAUCAAGCUCUACACUGAAGCUAUUGCUCUCAAUGCUAACAAUGCUGUCUACUACGCUAACCGUGCUGCUGCUUAUAGUCAACAAGGUGAUCAUGAGAAGGCUGUCAGUGAUGCUCAAAAGGCCGUUGAGGUUGAUCCCAAGUAUAGUAAGGCUUAUAGCCGCAUGGGUCAUGCUUAUUUCUGUUUGAACAAAUAUCAGGAUGCUGUCGAGGCUUAUGAAAAGGGCUUGGAGCUUGACCCCAACAAUGCUACUCUUAAAUCUUCUUUAGCCACUGCUAAAUCCAAGUUGAAUGCCGGUAGUGUUGAACGUUCUGUUCCUGCUGAAUCUUCCGCUGGUGGUGCUGGUGGUUUGCCCAACUUUGGUGGUGCUGGUGGUAUGCCCGAUCUUGGUGCUUUGCUCAACAACCCUGCUCUGAUGAAUAUGGCUCAACAAAUGAUGCAAUCAGGUGCACUUGAUAAUUUAAUGAGCAACCCCAAUGUUGCUAGAAUGGCUCAACAAAUGAUGGGUGGUCAAAAUGGUAGCGGACCUAACCUUCAAGAUAUGAUGAAUGAUCCUGAAAUGAUGAAAUUGGCUCGUGAUGCUAUGGGAGGCGCUGGAGGCCCCAAGCCUGAUGAUAAGCAAUAA
Mucor velutinosus is the source of this 1026-nucleotide messenger RNA. RefSeq lists its product as uncharacterized. The record is from RefSeq and is a predicted model, not a curated record. Gene Ontology annotation, cellular component: membrane; TRC complex. The coding region runs from base 1 to 1026 and encodes 341 amino acids. The transcript is spliced from 8 exons. Gene Ontology annotation, biological process: post-translational protein targeting to endoplasmic reticulum membrane. Lineage: Eukaryota; Fungi; Mucoromycota; Mucoromycetes; Mucorales; Mucoraceae. Gene Ontology annotation, molecular function: protein binding; molecular adaptor activity.